UGUGCUAGCAAGUAGCAAAUAAAUGCCGAUUUAGCCGAAAGUCAUUCCAGCUAAUUAUUGUGCAAUAGUGUAAUUUAUUUCUGGAAACUUGAAGUUGAUACUUCUUUUUACUAAAUACAAGUUUUAAAGGUUCAGUUGGUGAAUGAUGGUUUCUCUCGUAUGUAGUUGGCGGUUUCAAAAAGUUGCGGUUCCAUUGUGUAGUUUAGGUUUGGCAACUGUAAAAGCAUUUUCAUCAAACAUGGGUAACGAAGAUUGGAAAAACGCCAAGACUGUUUAUGACUUUACAGUGAAGGACAAUGAAGGGAAAGAAGUUUCUCUGGAAAAAUACAAAGGACACGUGUUGCUGAUUGUCAACGUUGCCUCUCAAUGCGGCCUCACCAAGGAUAACUACAAGGAGCUCGUAGAACUGGACGAGAAGUACAAGGAGUCUAAGGGACUGAGGAUCUUGGCUUUCCCUUGCAACCAGUUUGGAGGACAGGAACCCGGCACCAACGCAGACAUUUGUACGUUUGUCUCCAAGUACAGCGCCAAGUUUGACUUUUUCGACAAGAUAGACGUCAAUGGAGACAACGCUCACCCUCUCUGGAAAUACCUGAAGCACAAGCAAGGUGGAACUCUGGGAGACUCAAUCAAAUGGAACUUUACAAAAUUCAUCGUUGACAAAAAUGGAAUCCCAGUUGAACGCUUUGCACCUACCACACCACCCUCUAAACUAGUUGGCUCUCUAGAGAAGUACUGGUAAGACCGGACUCUGCUGAUGUUCUGGUUCCUCGGACCAAGCCUUGCAUCACACUCACAAGACUGCAGCUUUUAAUGUUUAUAUGUCUAGUUGCCAUGCAUUAGUGUGUAUUGGUUGAAACCAAAUAUUGAUGGUUUUAGUUUAGUUUGGUUUCUGGGGUGUUGAUAGAUUCUAAAUGAGUAUUAAUGAACAAAAUAACUUAUUUAUUGUUCCUGAGGAGAAAUACUCCAGAGCAAGUAUUGAAAAACUGAACUGCUCAUGGAUUAAUUGUACUGUACAUUAAUAAAUAACCUUACUUAUGCACGCACAAUACAAUAUUUAAUUACCUUUACCAAAGAUACCAGAGCAAUUAUUUGUUAUGUAGUAACUUUUAUCAAUAGCUUGAAUAUUUUGAAUUCACUAGUAUUUUAUGUCUAAAUACUAGUAAAUAGUGUAGUUGUCAAAUGCGGUUAACGUUUUUGAUUUUUUUUAAAUCAUAUUUUAUGUUCCAAGGAAUAACUUUGCCGUG
This is a messenger RNA of Macrosteles quadrilineatus (aster leafhopper), 1247 nucleotides long. RefSeq lists its product as uncharacterized. The coding region runs from base 143 to 742 and encodes 199 amino acids. Gene Ontology annotation, molecular function: glutathione peroxidase activity. Gene Ontology annotation, biological process: response to oxidative stress. NCBI's taxonomy places the organism in Eukaryota, Metazoa, Arthropoda, Insecta, Hemiptera, Cicadellidae. The transcript has 7 exons. The record is from RefSeq and is a predicted model, not a curated record.